UCAGACCCCGCUCAGCAGCCGCGGAGCAACUAAGCAGCCCGUUUCUUCGCGGGUCCCAGCUCCCGGGCCGGGGCCAGGCCCCCCCCACCGCCGGGUCCCCCGGGGCUGCAGCAGCGGCGGCGGCGGCGACACCCGCGGUUCCCGCCGGGGCCCGGGCGCCGGCCCCGCUCUGCAGGAUGGGCACGGUGCUGUCUCUGUCGCCCGCCUCCUCGGCCAAGGGCCGGAGGCCCGGCGGGCUGCCGGAGGAGAAGAAGAAGGCGCCGCCCGCGGGGGACGAGGCGCUUGGGGGCUCCGGGGCGCCGCCCGCGGGCAAAGGCGGCAAAGGCGAGAGCCGGCUCAAGCGGCCGUCUGUACUCAUCUCCGCGCUCACCUGGAAGCGCCUCGUGGCUGCGUCGGCCAAGAAGAAGAAAGGCAGCAAGAAGGUGACGCCCAAGCCGGCGUCCACCGGCCCCGACCCCCUGGUCCAGCAGCGUAACCGCGAGAACCUUCUUCGCAAAGGCCGGGACCCCCCCGACGGAGGCGGCGCGGCAAAGCCCCUCGCGGUGCCCGUGCCCACCGUGCCCGCGGCCGCCGCCGCCUGCGAGCCGCCGUCGGGGGGCAGCGCGGGCCCCCCGCCGCCGGGCUCGGGAGGGGGCAAGCCGCCGCCGCCGCCCCCCGCCCCGCAGGUCGCGCCCCCGGUGCCCGGCGGCUCCCCGCGGCGGGUGAUCGUGCAGGCAUCCACCGGCGAGCUGCUGCGCUGCCUGGGCGACUUCGUGUGCCGCCGCUGCUACCGCCUCAAAGAGCUGAGCCCCGGCGAGCUGGUGGGCUGGUUCCGCGGCGUGGACCGCUCGCUGCUGCUGCAGGGCUGGCAGGACCAGGCCUUCAUCACGCCCGCCAACCUGGUAUUCGUGUACCUGCUGUGCCGAGAGUCGCUGCGCGGGGACGAGCUGGCGUCGGCCGCCGAGCUGCAGGCCGCCUUCCUCACCUGCCUCUACCUCGCCUACUCCUACAUGGGCAACGAGAUCUCCUACCCGCUCAAGCCCUUCCUGGUGGAGCCCGACAAGGAGCGCUUCUGGCAGCGCUGCCUGCGCCUCAUCCAGCGGCUCAGCCCCCAGAUGUUGCGGCUCAACGCCGACCCCCACUUCUUCACCCAGGUCUUCCAGGACCUCAAGAACGAGGGCGAAGUGGCCGCCAGCGCCGGGGGGGCGCCCAGCGGGGGUGCUCCCGCCGCCGCCGCCUCCUCCACCACCUCCUCUUCGGCCGCCAGGGACAGCUGCGCGACCGGCCCCAAGCACUGGACUAUCAACCUGGACCGCUAGGGAGUGCCCGCCCCCUUGCUUCUGCCCGCUCCUCCUGUCCCCUUCCCUCCACGCGCCCCGCAACCUCUGCCGCUGGGACCCCGGGCCCGGGGAACAGGCCUGGACGCCCCAGGCCUCCGGCCCUGCCUGGAUUUUGCUGGGGGUAGAGUGGGGGUGGGGGGCGAGCGAGGGAAGGGGGACUCCCCGGCCUUGCCCUUUCUG
Erinaceus europaeus (western European hedgehog) is the source of this 1499-nucleotide messenger RNA. RefSeq names its product cyclin dependent kinase 5 regulatory subunit 2 (gene CDK5R2). The transcript has a single exon. The record is from RefSeq and is a predicted model, not a curated record. Gene Ontology annotation, molecular function: cyclin-dependent protein serine/threonine kinase activator activity; protein kinase binding. NCBI's taxonomy places the organism in Eukaryota, Metazoa, Chordata, Mammalia, Eulipotyphla, Erinaceidae. Gene Ontology annotation, biological process: positive regulation of cyclin-dependent protein serine/threonine kinase activity; brain development; activation of protein kinase activity. Bases 177 to 1298 code for a protein of 373 amino acids. Gene Ontology annotation, cellular component: cytoplasm; protein kinase 5 complex.